AUGUGGAAGGAGCCUGUCGGCAAGACCGUAGAGGUCUCGCUGCUGUUUGAUAUGGGCACCUUCACAGACGCAUGUUCAAAAGAAAAGUGGAAGAGCGAACCCGUCAAAGUCAGAUUGGCACCAUCUGGAGUCUAUGUGGAGGUGCGAAUUCCUCAGGAGGGAUCGACCGUGCAGGCCUCCUGUGCAGGGAUCCACGCUGUUUUGGAGGUCAGUGGAGGCCGCAAAAUGAGCGUGCGGCAUCGCGUAGUUGACUUUCGGCCACCCACGGGAAGGGUCCUUUGCACGCAGGUCAAGUUUGACCAGGAGGUCAUGGCUGCAGAACUCAGUCAUCCUCGCGGUCGAUACCGUGACGAGUACAUUGAAGCCUGGGCUCGUAUUCAGACUGGUCCUGUCGCAGCGCUGGAGCUGAUUUCGGAGGAGCCGGCUGUAGGACCACAGCGCACAGGGUACUGGAUUUUCUGCGGCACCCGCUUUGCGCGUGUCAUCGGCCUUCCGGUGGGGCAGGGUGUGGUUUCUGGCACGUGCAGCGGGUCCUUGGAGCAGCUCGAAGCUUGCCUUGGUGGGGCAGCACGGGAAGAGCUUCACACGCGCUACGAGGCUUCGUGGGGCGACAUUGAGCGCCCUGGACGGCUACGAAUCCGGGAGGAGGCCUGGUCGAAGAGCAAAUCUGGCGACCUGAUCUAUGACCAGGCAACGGGUGUUGGUGGCACAAUGACCUUCGGCCAGAGCGAGGUGCUCCAUUGCUUGCCGAAUGGGGUGAAGCAGACAUGGCGCAUCCGGGACUGGGGCUUCGAUCCAUUUAGACCCGGAGGGCCGAUGCCGGUAAUGCCCGCAGUGGAG
Symbiodinium pilosum is the source of this 840-nucleotide messenger RNA. Lineage: Eukaryota; Dinophyceae; Suessiales; Symbiodiniaceae. The record is from the annotation of a GenBank genome assembly.